UAUUUGUAAUAAGAGGCGAAGUCGUGGUGGAUCACCCUUACUUUUGAGUAGGUUUCCUCUGGAUUCUGACCGUUGUCGAAUGUGGGUUAAAAAUGCUGGCAUAGAAGACUUAGCAUAUGUACCUAUUGAAAAGUUACACCAACUGAAGUUUGUUUGUGGUGGGCACUUCACUCCUGAAUCCUUCAAUGCCAAAGGAACUCGGCUGAAGAACUCAGCUAUUCCAACACUGGAAUUGAGCAAUCCCAUCUUGCCAGAUGAAGUUUUGACAGAGUUUCCUCUUCAUGUAAAAGACUCCAAUAAAGAAAACCUCAAGACAGUUCUUUAUGAUCAUUCAUAUUGCAUUCCAAAGAAGUCAAAUCCAGUUGAACGAGUUCCCCUUACAACUACAACCAAACAACUAAAUUCAACAUGUUUGGGAGCUGUGGAUAUACCAGAUUCUGGUAUUUCUGUGAAAACAACUUUUGAACCUCUUCCUUCUACUUCCAAUGCACCAGAACAUAUGACCUAUAAACCCAUUACUCAUGAUGAUAAAAACAUUUGCCAUCAAGAUGCACAGGCAGAAAUAUUAGUCCACAGUUAUAAAAGACCUAAGAAAAACAUUGAAAUGAAAGACACUUCAUCAACAUUUACAAUUAAAGAGAAGAGGCUUUGGCGACAGUUACAAAAUGCAAAAAAAACAAUAAGGAAUAUAGCGAAGUCAAGAGUGAAUUUAGACAAGUUAGAUUCGGAAGUGCUGACAUCAUUAGUAGAGGAUGAUUAA
Messenger RNA from Ostrinia nubilalis (European corn borer), 760 nucleotides. RefSeq lists its product as uncharacterized. Bases 80 to 760 code for a protein of 226 amino acids. The transcript is spliced from 7 exons. Lineage: Eukaryota; Metazoa; Arthropoda; Insecta; Lepidoptera; Crambidae. The record is from RefSeq and is a predicted model, not a curated record.